AUCAGUUACAGAAGAAAGUGAAAGUGACGUGAUGAAAGAAGGAAUUUCUCUCAAGAGAAGCUGGAGAACUGUUCCCAACUUCACUGCAUAAAGGACUGAAAACCAGGCCAGACGGUUUACUGCCUAAGGAAGCGAGAGUGAAAACUGAUACACUUGUGGUUGAACUGUUUUUACAGGUAACAUGAACAUCACGGAAUAUUUCACCAGAAUUUCUUAUAAUGGCUCCUACAGAAACCUGGAUUUUGAGACCUUGACUGCAAUAUUCCAGCACCACAUCAGGGCUGUUCCUUUUGAAAACCUCAGCAUCCACUGCGGGGAAACCAUCGAGUUAGACUUAGAAACAGUUUAUGACAAAAUAGUGAGGAAGAAACGCGGUGGCUGGUGCAUGGAAAACAACCAUCUUUUAUCUUGGGUUCUGAAAACGCUGGGAUACGACACCACCAUUAUAGGAGCAAAAGUUUACUGCCCAGAAGAAAAUGCAUAUAAUCAUCAUAUUAAUCACCUUCUGCUAAAGGUGGUCCUGGAUGGGAAAGCCUAUAUAGUGGAUGGCGGCUUUGGAAUGGUCUAUCAAAUGUGGCAGCCAAUGGAACUGAUUUCUGGGAAAGACCAGCCCCAGGUUCCUGGCAUCUUUCGCUUCAUGGAAGACAAUGGGAUCUGGUACUUUGAGAAAAUCAAAAGGAAUCAAUAUAAUCCCAACCAAAAUUUCUCUAAUUCCAGUAAUCUGGGCAAAAAUAUAUGUAGGAAAGUUUACCUGUUUACCCUUGAGCCACGAGAGAUAGAAGAUUUCAGGCCCCAGAGUGUGUAUCUCCAGACAUCUCCAGAUUCCCUAUUUGUAACAAAAUCCAUCUGUAGCCUCCAAACCACUGAUGGCCUUUGGGCUUUAAUUGGGUGGAAACUCACCAAGGAAGAGGGAAGGCAUGAGCUGUUAUAAAUAACCACCGCAUGCGUGCAGCAAGGCUGACUGUGAGAGUCUGGGGGCACUUGAAUAUCGCAGCAGAUGGUGCAGAGGGAAGUUAUUCUGUCUACAUGGAACACUUUGCAUUUCUGUUCCUUAAAUCACAUUUAACUGAUGUGAGCCCAUUUUUUGUGACUGCUCAGCAUUUUAAUCAUAUCUUUCAAAUGGCACCACUGAUGGAUGGUAAAAUACCUAUUAGCUGAGUGAGUUAAUGCCCCUUGAAGGAAAGGAUACAAUUUCCUGAUAGAGCCCCUAUCUGAUAGUAAACUGAUACUAAGCUUGAUUUUAAUGCAAAAGCUUCUUUUUAAUAAUUCAUCAUCAACAACCAGAAUAUAAAUGACUUUUCACCUGAAAAGGAAUCUGGGCUGUUGAUCAAUAAGAAUAACAGAACACAGGUCACUUUCUGUGCCCCUCACCUAUGGAAGCAACCCCAUUAACUCAUGUAUCAACUAUGUGUAUGACUAAGAUUUUGUAAGACAACAGCCCCUGUUAUUAACCAGUGCAUACAAUGGCUACACCCAUGCACAUCACACAACAAAAUGAGCCUCAGAGAUAUUUUAUUGUACAAAGCUGGUCUUCAUAAAAUAUUUCUGAACAUACAAAUAAUCAUGACAAACAGAACAGUCUUUAUGAAUGCUUAGUUGUUUUUGGCAGGGGAAUAACAGUCCUUUCCAAGUCUCAGUGAUGAGUGUAGGACCAAUUGGUAGACUGAUUAAAAAGAAAUGACCAAGUUCUUUCUGAAGGAGACUAAAAGUCAUUAAUAUGCAAUAAUAUGAUGAGUAGAAAUCAUAUGCAUUGCAACCCUGAUAUUCUAUGAUUCUAUUCUACUAUUACAAGCAUCCCAUAACUAGGAAAGGGCUAUUAUCCCCAUUUUACAGAUGAGGAACUGAGGUGGGGAGAGAGAGAGAGAGACUAAAGCCUAGAUUCUCAAUGGUAGUCAGGAUUUCAAUAGAAAUUAGGAACCUAAAUACCUUUGAGGAUCUGGGCCUAAGUGACCUGUCCAAGGUCACACAGAGGGGCUGUGGCACAGCAGAGGUUUGAAGUCAGGUCUCUUCAGUCUCAGAAUAGCAUCCUAGUCAGUAGGCCAUCCUUUAUCUGUAAGCCACUGUCAUAACUAUAAAGGGAAGGGUAAACACCUUUAAAAUCCCUCCUGGCCAGAGGAAAAACCCUUGCACCUGUAAAGGGUUAAGAAGCUAGGAUAACUUUGCUGGCACCUGACCACAAUGACCAAUGA
Dermochelys coriacea (leatherback sea turtle) is the source of this 2189-nucleotide messenger RNA. Its product is annotated as arylamine N-acetyltransferase, pineal gland isozyme NAT-3-like. Lineage: Eukaryota; Metazoa; Chordata; Testudines; Dermochelyidae. The record is from RefSeq and is a predicted model, not a curated record. Gene Ontology annotation, molecular function: acetyltransferase activity. Bases 182 to 931 code for a protein of 249 amino acids. The transcript has 3 exons.